AUGAAGAAUGAAUUUUUGACUUUUGGUUUUUGUCAUCUCAUUAUUACGAUACGCACAGCAUUAAUCAAUAGCCCGAAACGCACUGAAUACCAUACUUAAAAUUCACAUGUAAUAUUACACGCGCUAUUCUCGCUACAGCGAUUGUAGAAUACCUGUACGUUGUGUUGUAGUGAAGAAAUAAAUUAUCUGGCGAAUUAACAUAGAUUCAAUUAUUACAAUGGACAUGAUGUCGUCAACUCCCACAAUAACAGAAAUGGCGUGUUUCUUUUAAAAUGUGAGCUUAAUCUUCGGUGUUGGCCAUGGUUCAGCAAAUCAGAACGGAACACUAAAUUUUGAAUAGGUGGAAAAUAUAUAUUUGGCCGACGGAGAAGAUGGCGUAAUUGUAUCAGAUUUUGUCGACUGACGUCUUGCGCAAAAUGGGAAAGAUUCGGUCGUUUACUAUCGUGUUGGAUAAUUCUCAUCCGGUGUACAGAAGCGGUGAGUACGUGAAAGGAAGGGUGGUAACAAACCUCAAGGAGCCAUGUCAUCUUGAACUUGUCCAAGUGGUUUUGAUUGGUAAAGCUAAGGUGUGGUGGCAGGAGUCAGGAUCGGUUAGAACCGCAAGACACUUCGGCAAUGAGAUAACGUACGUGAAUUUACGGCAGGUUCUCUGGGGAGGCCAAUUCGCAAGUCAGAAGUUACCGGGUGGAGACGCCGUGAUGCGAUUCACAUUCCAACUUCCACAAAGUCAGCUGCCAACAUCUUUUGAGUCUAAAUUCGGCUUCAUCAGAUAUUACAUAGAGGCUACCGUAGAUCCCGGACGUCACUGGUUGAAUAAGAUAUGUAGGAAAGUGUUCACUGUUAUAGAUGACAUCGAUGUUAACGCACCUUGCUACUUAAGCCCUUCGAUGACAACUAAGGGACUCCAGAUCGGUUGCUGUUGGGUAUGUAAAAGUGAAUUUACGGCAUCGUUCGAGAUCAACCGCAGAGCAUAUUGUCCAGGAGAAUUCGUUAGGUUCUCUGCAGAAAUCAACAAUCGUUCCCCUGACCUAAUGGAGAUCGUUGUCAGACUUUACCAGCAAACGACACUCUCAGAUACCGGCAACCAGACUAACGGCACUAGGACCGAACACAAACUUGGUCCAAAAACUGUUUGGAAACAUAAGUUGAAUAGCGUGUUAGCGUUCACUACAGAACAUUGGGACGAUAUACGGGUACGAAUGCCUAUGGUACCCCCGACAAUGUCAGCCUGCCCCUUAAUAAGAGUGGAGUACUUUAUCGAGCUUGUUGUUAAAGAUGAAUGUAGUUCGGCGACUCUUCCUUUACCCGUUGUCAUAGGAACUAUACCGCGUAGCUGUUACUUGAGUAGUCUACAGACACCUAGUAGUAGUACUACUACUACUACUACUAGACCUAGUCUGCGAGGCCGUCGUCCAGUUCGGACCCGAGGAGUAUCGGAAGCUACGCGAUUGUUCGAUCCUGGUGCCGAUUCGCCACCUCCAUAUGAAGCUCCACCGCCGAGUUACGAGCAAUGUGUGUUUGGUCUUAACGUUUCUGACAACGAAAUGGACGAAUCGAUUAUGAACGAAGACGAUGCAACUUACAUACCGAUGUACACUUAUUCAGAACAUUCAAACUUAUACGUAGAACUACCGGAUACAUGAAAACCAAUCGUUGUUCUUAUUAUUUUUAUUAUUGGCCUAAACAAAUUCCAAACAGACACAGAAGUACUUUCUUCUUAUGAUGAUAGAGGAGGAAAUCCGGAUAACAAUUUUCCAUCAAAAGCAUCGUAUAUCGGACACAAUGUGAAUUUUAUGCAAGCUAGCUGCCCUUUCCAGAUUGCGUGGAAAAAAUUUACUGUGUGACCGUCAUCAUAAUGGCGCGCAAUUAAUUGAUUUUCUACGGUUCCCGAACGAGAGUUUGAACCAAGUAGACAGUGGCUUAUUGUACGUCUUAAUUUACUCAUUAAUCUCUUUUUUUUUUCAAAUGUCUUAUGUUUUAGUUGUUCCACGCCAGCAGAUCAGAUUGUAGAUAACAAUUAUAUAGGUCUAUAUGCAUACAUAUGUACAAGAAAACUGUACCAUUAAAAUCUCUUUUACAUAUUAUAACAAAGCAUGUAGUCAACGUAUUAUCAGACAGCAGAAAUUAUAAAACGCAGUGAAAUAUACCCAUGCUUUUCGUGCAACGCAUGAGAACACAUUCAAACGCAAAUUGCGUCAACCGUAUGGUAUAAGUGAUAAUACGUCAAGUUUAUUAGUUUUAUUGCACUGGAGUACUAUCGAGUCGUAAAAUAUACUCCAAUAUGCUUUUUUAUACAGAAUCUGUCUCUGGUUUUCUCAAAUGUAAAUAUAUAGGAAUAAAUAUAAUUAUAAAGAAUUUGAAUUAUCAUUACGAGUUCCUCAUAUUAUAGGCUUAUCUGAAGUUAAUGUUAGUUUAAUUAAAAAUGUGUUUUCGAUUUUAAACUAGUGACUCUUAUUUAUCUGUCACAAAUGUUUAAAGAAUACAAACACAGGAAAUAAACAAUUACAACAUUAUGUAGUAGUAUCUAUUUCUUUAUUAAUUAAUUAGUGAUCGAUCCAACAAAGGCGAUCAGUUAACCCUUGACCGUCAAGCUCUUUAAUAAAGUCUACGAAGUUUGGGAAGUUGGUUUCAGGACUGUGGGAUAAGGAGGAGGCAAGGUUCUCAACCACCAAUCCACAACCCCACUCAAAAUACAUUAGAAUUAUUAUUUAAUAACCAAUAUGAAUCACUAUUGUGUAUUUCAUAUUAUAUAAAUAUAUUAAAAUAUAUUUAAUAUUAUUAAUAUGAACAUCUUUAAUAUAAAUUGGUGUGUACUGUAGUCACGCGAAUAAGCGCCCGGGCGCUUAAUAUAUUUUUAGCACUUUUUUAUGGGUGCUUAUUCAAACGGGGAGCUUAUGUAAACAGGGUGGAAAUGGGAGGGGCGUUUAUGGAAAUUGAUGAAAAUUGAGGGGUGCUUAUGGCGCUUUUUAAAUGAAAAAAAGAUUAUAUAAUUAUAAGGACAUCUUGAAACCAAAGAUAAAUGAAUGGUUCGGGUGUAGAAAAGAUAAUUGUUCAGAGUGCAUGGCUCAUGGCCCACCGUCCCAGGAUUGAUUGGAUUAUUGAAUUGCUAAAAAAAAACAAAACAUGAUAUUGUUUUAAUAAUGAAUAAAAACAUUCAAAAUGUUUACAUGAGAGAGUGUUGAAGUCAGUUUAUUUUUGUUGACUGAAAAAAAAAAAACUCUGUAUAUACCAUACAGUAUUUUAACUUGUAGAUUUUAAACAGGCAUGCUGGACUUUGAGAGGGCGCUUAUUCAAACCGGGCGCUUAAGAAAAUGUUCGUCUUAGGAGGGCCCUAAUUCAAACGAGGCGCUUAUUCACACGAGUACGGUACAUACUAUUGAUACACAUAUUUAUUAAUAGUUGCUAUUAUCAAUACAAUAUAUUUAUAUAAUAUAAGUAUUACUGUAUAUUACAAUAUUUAUCAAUUGAAUCUUACUAUAUUAUAAUAUAU
This is a messenger RNA of Anneissia japonica, 3490 nucleotides long. Its product is annotated as arrestin domain-containing protein 3-like. The coding region runs from base 417 to 1643 and encodes 408 amino acids. Gene Ontology annotation, biological process: protein transport. The transcript is spliced from 8 exons. The record is from RefSeq and is a predicted model, not a curated record. Lineage: Eukaryota; Metazoa; Echinodermata; Crinoidea; Comatulida; Comatulidae. Gene Ontology annotation, cellular component: cytoplasm.